AUAUAAAACUAAAACUUCAUUAGGGUUUUUGGUUUCUUUCUCGUAAUAGUGUGGUGGAUUAAGCUCCAGAGGCGGAAGAAGAAGAAGGAAUAGAAAAUUAGGGCAAACCUAAUUUUCAGUCCAAAAACUCAAUCAUGGCGAGGGGAUUGAAGAAACAUAUGAAGAGGCUUAAUGCCCCUAAGCAUUGGAUGCUUGAUAAAUUGGGUGGUGCUUUUGCCCCUAAGCCAUCAUCUGGACCACACAAGUCUAGGGAAUGCCUUCCUUUGAUUCUUAUCCUGCGAAACAGAUUGAAGUAUGCCCUUACAUACCGUGAGGUUAUUGCUAUUUUGAUGCAAAGACACAUUCUUGUUGAUGGGAAAGUGCGAACUGACCAGACCUAUCCAUCUGGAUUUAUGGAUGUUGUAUCAAUCCCCAAGACGAACGAGAACUUCCGUCUUUUGUAUGACACCAAGGGUCGUUUCCGUCUCCACUCAAUCAAGGAUGAAGAAGCUAAGUUCAAGCUCUGCAAGGUCAGAAAUGUACACUUUGGAUCUAAGGGUAUCCCAUACAUUAACACCUUUGAUGGUCGCACCAUCCGUUACCCUGACCCUCUUAUCAAGGCUAAUGACACCAUCAAGUUAGAUCUCGAGAGCAACAAGAUUGUGGAUUUUAUCAAGUUUGAUAUUGGUAACGUUGUCAUGGUUACUGGAGGUAGAAACAGAGGCCGUGUUGGUGUUAUCAAGAACAGAGAAAAGCAUAAGGGAAGUUUCGAUACCCUUCACAUCCAGGACUCUACAGGCCAUGAAUUCGCCACCCGUUUGGCUAAUGUGUUCACCAUUGGCAAGGGUACCAAGCCAUGGGUUACCCUCCCCAAGGGCAAGGGUAUCAAGUUGUCUAUCAUUGAAGAGGCUAGGAAAAGGUUGGCGGCUCAAGGAGCUGCCACAGCUUAGGUGCUUCCAUCAUGACCUGGUGUUCUGUUUUGCAGUUUGGAAAUUACUCUUAGCUUAAAAGAACAAGUGCUGUUUUAGUUUACUUUCGGAACAAAAUUUUGAAGCUGCUUUUUGUGUAGCUUUUCCUACAUUACUAGGAUAUUAUAAACUUAAUCUAUUGGCUCUUCCCAUGCGGUAUGUUCAUUUUGUCAGGUUUACCUUAUUGCUUUCAACUUUGCACGAAUAUUUCUGUUUGUUUUAGAUCAGUAAAUCCCUGUAUCCAAAAGAAAUCUGGAAGAUGUUAUUUUAUUCUCUUUUUCGUUAGCGUGCA
Papaver somniferum (opium poppy) is the source of this 1239-nucleotide messenger RNA. RefSeq names its product 40S ribosomal protein S4-3-like. Bases 135 to 929 code for a protein of 264 amino acids. Gene Ontology annotation, biological process: translation. Gene Ontology annotation, molecular function: structural constituent of ribosome; RNA binding. The transcript has 5 exons. Gene Ontology annotation, cellular component: cytosolic small ribosomal subunit; ribosome. The record is from RefSeq and is a predicted model, not a curated record. Lineage: Eukaryota; Viridiplantae; Streptophyta; Magnoliopsida; Ranunculales; Papaveraceae.